This is a messenger RNA of Malus domestica (apple), 2181 nucleotides long. RefSeq names its product casein kinase 1-like protein 1. Gene Ontology annotation, molecular function: protein serine/threonine kinase activity; ATP binding. Gene Ontology annotation, biological process: signal transduction; endocytosis; peptidyl-serine phosphorylation. Gene Ontology annotation, cellular component: nucleus; cytoplasm. Lineage: Eukaryota; Viridiplantae; Streptophyta; Magnoliopsida; Rosales; Rosaceae. The record is from RefSeq and is a predicted model, not a curated record.
UUAGGUUGCAGGUGAAUCAAAAGCAGGAAACAAGGGAGAGAUGGUGGCUGGUGGGUGGGUAUGGAUAGCCACAAGCCAACAAGCCCAGCUGCUGCUUUUGCUUUUCCCGUUCUCCUUUUGUAAUUUCUAAUCCAAAAGUGCUUUUAACGGUAACCCAACAAAUAAAAGAAAUUAAAUAAAAAUAAUAAUUCGGAAAAAGAAAAAAAAAAGGAAAAGGAGAAUCCAAACCUAGAUCUCCAACAAGAAAGAACCCAGAGAGGGCCCAGCGCAUAGCUGUCCGUACAAAAUUUGUUUGCUUUGCUUUUGCAUUAUAAUUUUUUUUUUCUUUCUUGCUUUUAUUGGAUGGACAAUCCGAUGUCGUUGCGGUUGAGUCGGCCGACUGCCUUCUGCUGAUGCGGGGUCGUUGUUGUUGUUUUGAUUUUUUGGAAUCAUCGUCCAAUUUGUUAUCCAUUUUUUUUUAGUUUUUGUAAUUUUAGGGUUAGGGUUUCGAUUUCAACCGAUUCGGGCUGCUCUGGAAGAUAUGGAGCCUCGCGUUGGGAAUAAGUUUCGGCUCGGCCGGAAGAUCGGUAGCGGCUCGUUCGGAGAGAUCUAUCUGGGUACAAAUAUUCAGACGAAUGAAGAGGUUGCGAUUAAGCUUGAAAAUGCGAAGACAAAACACCCUCAGCUGCUGUACGAAUCCAAGUUAUACAGGAUCCUAUCAGGAGGAACUGGAAUUCCAAAUGUGAGGUGGUUUGGAGUUGAAGGAGACUAUAAUGUUUUGGUGAUGGAUUUACUGGGCCCUAGUCUUGAAGACUUGUUUAACUUCUGUAGUAGGAAACUUUCUUUGAAGACCGUUCUUAUGCUGGCGGAUCAAAUGAUCAGUCGUGUUGAAUUUGUCCAUAGUAAGUCAUUUCUACAUCGAGAUAUCAAGCCAGACAAUUUUCUUAUGGGCUUGGGAAGGCGUGCAAAUCAGGUGUACAUGAUAGACUUUGGUCUGGCUAAGAAAUACAGAGAUAGUUCAACCCGUCAGCAUAUUCCUUAUAGGGAAAACAAGAAUCUGACUGGAACUGCAAGAUAUGCAAGCAUGAAUACUCACCUUGGAAUUGAGCAAAGCCGGAGGGAUGAUUUAGAAUCUCUUGGUUAUGUCCUUAUGUAUUUCCUUAGAGGAAGUCUUCCUUGGCAGGGACUAAAAGCGGGAACUAAGAAACAGAAGUAUGAAAAAAUUAGUGAAAAAAAGGUUUCUACUUCAAUUGAGGCGUUAUGUCGGGGUUAUCCGACAGAGUUUGCUUCGUACUUCCAUUACUGUCGCUCACUACGGUUUGAUGAUAAACCAGACUAUGUUUAUUUGAAAAAAAUAUUCCGGGAUGUCUUCAUUCGUGAAGGCUUCCAGUUUGAUUAUGUGUUUGACUGGACAAUUUUGAAGUAUCAGCAGUCACAGCUGGCUGUUCCUCCAACCCGUGCCCUUCCCGGUGCUGGAACAAGUUCUGGGAUGCCCCAUGCCGCUGUUAAUGCGGACAGACUGGCAGGUGAGGAAGAUGGGCGGCUAACUGGUUUAAGAUCGUUGGAUGCCUCUCAGCGGAGAAUACCUGGACCGGCGCUUAAUUCCUUGAGCCUUUCGAGGCAGAAGAAUCCAAUUGCUAAUGAUGCUUCAUUAACUAGAGAGACGUCAAAUAGCAAUAUGUAUGGCCUGUCAGCCGGAUCAUCAAGGAGAGUCGCUGUUUCUGGCAGCCGUGAUGCAUUUGGCGGAAGUGAGUCUGACAUUCGCCCUCGAACAACCGAUGCUAGCCCUGGAGGACACAGAAUUUCAAGUGGUCGAAGAAGUUCACCAGUCGAGUCAUCGGACCCCACCCGUAGACAUACAUCGCAAACGGGGAACUACGAGACUACCGUUAAAGGCAUCGAAGGUCUGCAUUUAGAAUAGGGGUGGUUUUGGUUUGGUAACUGAUCCGAAAUGGCCUUACUGGAAACCGAACCGAACAGUUAGGGAAGGGUAAAAAAAACCGAAACCGCACCGAUUAUUUUAGUUUACCGAAAUUUGGGUCAGUUUCGGUAAAGGCCCAUUUUUUCAGCCCAUAUUUGUUGGGCUUCUAAAUUUAUGUUGCUUCUCAGCCCAAUUUUGUUGGGCUUUUGAAUAUUUUCAAAUUUUUUGCCAAUUCACGUACAAAAUUCUACCUCCUAAGCUUUGUGGGUAAUUUUCAUGGA